This is a messenger RNA of Melitaea cinxia (Glanville fritillary), 470 nucleotides long. RefSeq names its product ATP synthase subunit g, mitochondrial-like. The record is from RefSeq and is a predicted model, not a curated record. NCBI's taxonomy places the organism in Eukaryota, Metazoa, Arthropoda, Insecta, Lepidoptera, Nymphalidae. The coding region runs from base 1 to 405 and encodes 134 amino acids. Gene Ontology annotation, biological process: proton motive force-driven ATP synthesis. Gene Ontology annotation, molecular function: proton transmembrane transporter activity. The transcript has 3 exons.
AUGACUGGAAGUAAUGCUGCUUUAAACAUUUUUAAAGGGCUAAGAUCGAUCUUAAUAAACGAAGUGAAUGGCGCAUACGCUAUACCAGUCAUUCAACAAAGGACCAAUCAGCUCAAGGAGUUUCUUCAAGAUAAAUCGUCAAAAGCUCUACGAUCGAAAUGGGGCCAAAAAGUUCGCGAUGCUAAAGGAUUUUAUCAAUUAGAAAUGUCUCCUCCAAAGUUUGAUGAAGUAAAGAAAUUGAAAGAAGACCUUGUCCUCGUCAAAGAUUUCAUUGGAAAUGGCUGUUUUAAAUACAUAACAGUCAAACAAGCCUGGCUUCUUUUCUUAGUUGGCUUGGAAAUCAUCUUGUGGUUUUUCUUAGGAGAAACCAUCGGGAAAAUGCACAUUGUUGGUUAUAAGGUGUAAAGAUUUAUUUUUGUCAAGAUUUAUGCUUAUUAUGUCUUCUAAAUAAACGUAUUUAUAGCAAAAAA